UUCCCCUUGUAAAUGGGGGGUCAGGCUUGGUCGUCGCUCGCUCGUCUUCUUCACUGUUCACAAGUCUUUAUAGCUCAAAACUUUCCAUACAAAUCUAACGAAAAGCGAUAACUUUCGUAAAUUUGAAUACUAAAAUUUCCCAUUCUUUUUCGAGCUCAGAAAAAAAGGUGAAAAGCUUUGAGCUUUGAAAGUCAAUGGUUUCGUUUCUUGGCACUGUGAGGCCAGCCCCAUUUGCCAUGUCCUCUUUCGGACCUUGUAGGCGCCAAAUAUCUCUCUACAACUCUCCUCUUUCCUUUCCUCGAACUGGGUUCUUUCCGUUCAAAAGGAUUCUCCAAGCUUGCCUUCAAUCUAAUUCAGCAAAUAAGGAUCUUGGAGUUCAGCUACCUGCUCAUCAAUCUGAAAUCAUAUUUAUUGGGACGGGAACUAGUGAAGGGAUUCCUCGUGUGAGCUGCCUAACAGAUCCUUUAAAGAAAUGUCCGGUUUGCACCAAAGCUGUGGAACCUGGUAAUAAAAAUAGGAGACUCAACACUAGUAUCCUCAUUCGCUAUCCUGGGCCGUCUGGAAGAUACAACAUUCUGAUAGAUGCUGGCAAGUUUUUCUACCAUAGUGCUCUACGAUGGUUUCCUGCCUAUGGUCUUGAUGAUCUUCGUACUGGACAAAUAAUGUACAGCCUCCCAUUCCAAUUUAUGUUGCAAGCGUGA
This is a messenger RNA of Pistacia vera, 701 nucleotides long. RefSeq lists its product as uncharacterized. The record is from RefSeq and is a predicted model, not a curated record. Lineage: Eukaryota; Viridiplantae; Streptophyta; Magnoliopsida; Sapindales; Anacardiaceae. The transcript is spliced from 5 exons. Bases 195 to 701 code for a protein of 168 amino acids.